This is a messenger RNA of Porites evermanni, 16189 nucleotides long. The record is from the annotation of a GenBank genome assembly. Lineage: Eukaryota; Metazoa; Cnidaria; Anthozoa; Scleractinia; Poritidae.
GCCCAUGGUUGAAAAAAACACCAAAAUGGAGAGGGGCGACUCGCGCGAAUAUCUCGCUGUUAUCUUAACGAUUUUCCGUCCUUCCCGGACCGAUAGAAAGUGCCUCAAAUUCUCUUUUCAGGACCGCGAAUUAACAAGAAAAUGCCUCACUUUUUGGCCUGGAAUAAAACGAAUUCUGUUUUCAAAGUCUCGAGCAAGGUGUCAUUCAAUACGGUUUGGUGCACCAAAAAAGGCCUCUUAUAGGGUGUGCGAUUUUCUCAUUCGCUCAUCACCGAGUGGUCGGCAGUUCAACGCAAGCCACAAUGGCGAUUGCGUAGGGAUCUUUCAAGGAAACAGACUUCUCUGUUCGUUUUUCACCGUUUGCUGAACGAAGGACAACUCUAUUCGUCUUUAUGGAGGAAAUACAAACUAAACCCAGCGCUUUGAAGUUUGAAACGAGUAGUUUCAACGAAAGUACGGGCAAGCAUUGUUUGUAUAAACUAGUCGUACGGAAAAUUGUAUGCAUAUUUUAGCGUUCCUUCCACGUCUGAAUCUGUUCGACAGAAAACUUUUGCUCCUUGUUGAAGGAGACUGAAAUGAGAUUUUCCCUUCGGUUUGGAAGUUUAGGGAAUGGCGGAGGAAUCAAGUAAAUUUCCCCUAUUGGGAUAUUGAAAAUUCAUGAAAUUUGUGAAUUAAUAUUCGAUAUUCUCUUGUCGUUUCUAAUUCUCGGAAAUUUAUUCCUUUCACAGUAGAUGUUAGUGCCAUCAGAGAGCACGGAAAAACUGCAAAUGUCAUGUUUGAAGGAAAAAACAUUCACUCUUCACCGUUGGAUGGGAAACUGCUUUGUAGUUACAGCGAGAAACUUUGUAAGCAACGGAGGCUCAAUGGCUACGCUUUCUGUAUUCGUCAUGUGUUGGAGGACAAAAAUGCCCCGUUUAAACAGUGCCGAUUUGUGGCAAAAUACAACGGACAUCAAUGUACGAAUCCUAUACCAUUUGCCGAGGAAAGAAUGUAAGAGUUUGUUGUGAUAUUUAAGCUUAUUUCUCUUUCUCUUCUUUGAGUUUCAAUUUUUGCUUGAACGCUUUCGCGCUUUCUUUGAUGUAAACGGAGAUAGAACUAAUCUUCCCACGAUAAAGCGACCGUUAUUUACCGCUUUAAAUCGUCAUGUAAACGUUCUUUUACCUUUUCAGAUACUGUAACAGCCAUCUUCAAGUCCUUGGAAUUGUUCCUAAAAAGAAUCGACGAAAAAAACCCGGCGAAGGUGGUGAAGGCGAAGUGAAUUCAUCUCCGUCGACCUCUGAAUCGAAAUUACGGACAGAUGUUUUAGCGACUUCUGGUUCAACAAACAUGUCUUCGCUUCCUCCCCAAAUCUUUCCUCUGCGUGCAAAGAAAGCUAAAAUUCAACCACAACGGAAAAGGUAUGCGAAUAUCCCUGCUGUAGAGGAGUUGAGGCAGAGUAGAAAGAAAUGGCGCAAGGAUAAAGCAGAUUUAUUCAAGAUUUACGGUAAGAAUUUUCAUGUAUUUUCUUAGUUUAACUAGCGAAUGAAGCUUUAACUUGAUUGCGUGUUGUCCGCGAAUACUUUUGUGUAACUCGAUUAGUUUAGAGCACGAAAUAAAUCUAUCAUGUAAGCUUACAUUAACAUUGGACUUCUCAAGCCUUCGUUUAAAAACUUGAAACAUCAGGUUUUUCCGUGUCCUUGCCAGAUAUAUUUGUUCUAGCAUGCAACAGCUUUGUUAGACUAUUCAUAAAUUUGAAGUCACAUUACAAACGAAAAAUAUUUUAUUUCAGUCGGUAAAUGAAAUGAACACUGGAUGUUGGUUUCUCAUUUUGUGUUUCGACCGUAGAUGUUAUGGGUAGAAAAACAUCCACCAGUUUAAAAGCCACGUUUCUAGAUUUUUAGUUGAUUUUUGUAGGGUGGCAAGAUUUAGCUUUGUUCUCUUUCUUGGCACAAGGUUUAUUUAUGAAAAUUCAUGUGAUAGUCAUAGGUAUAAUCAUAUGAGUUUUCAGCUUGGCAGUUUUCAGUUUAGUUGAACUUUAAAAAUAAGCUUAACUGUGCAUACUAUCGUAUGUUUUUUUACUUUGUUUUAUAAGAUGAGACUUGAAAGAAAUUUCUUAAAUAAUUUUUCCUUGAAAUCAGCCGUAAGUUUUAAUAAAAUUAUAUGCUUUUCAAAUCCAUAUAUUAUAUAUGCUCAAAAUUUACAUACUAGCUAAAAAGUUCCCUAAAAUACCUAUGUGCAUGUUUUGUUGUCACAGCUUUUUUACAUACAUUUUGUUGUUUUAUGUUUGUUGCUCACAAUGUGCAGAAUGCUUUCAGUCAUGUUCAGAUAAAAUAGUUUGCAAGAAACUAUGUUACCUAGAGUCAAAAAUUUUAACCAUGUUGGGACCUUCCCUGUGUGCCAGAAGUUUAUUUUUCUUACCUACUGAAUUUCCUCGAAAUAACAGCCAUCCCUUGAUUAACCACUUCCCUUGAAUAAUCGUUCCCCCCUUAGACUGAAAUACCGUAACAUUCCGAAAAUAAGCCCCUCCAAAUAUAAGCCCCCCCAAACCGGCAACACUAAAAACCCUUCGUUAAAUUGCCCCUCCAAAUAUAAGCCCCCCAGGGGCUUGUACUUGGAAAAUUGCCCUCAAAUACAACGUAAAACAAAGCAAAAACGGUAAAUUUACUUCCAAUUAUAAGGCUAGCCCUAUAGAGUUUGAAACGCAAAUUUCCCUCCGUAGAUAAGCCCUUCCCAAUAUAAGCCCGUCCAAAAAUAAGCCCCUCAAAAAGGGCCUUUGAAAAAUAUAAGGCCCGGGGCUUAUUUUCGGAAUUUUAUGGUUUUUGAUAUAAUUACCUUCCUCGAUAAAUUACCCUCCCCCCCAACCCUCUUGCCAUCUCUUUCCUCUAUGCCCUCUCUGUCAAGUUGAAGUGGAGCUUGAUUCAAGCUCUGACGCUGAGGAUGUUACUUGAAGGCAAAACAUACUGUAAGAAGGCAUCUCACAAAAAGCAGACAAUGGGAGUUCAGUUCCUGAGUGCUUAGGAGCGUCUUCUGGGCUAUGCCUUUUAGCAUAAUGCCUUUUUAUGUCUUGUCUUUCUGUUGUUUGCUUUUUGUGUGAUACCUCGAAGUGUUACGCCUUUUUGUGAGAUACCUCCAAGUGCUACACCUUUUUGUGAGAUACCUCUAAGUGUUACACCUUUUUGUGUGAUACCUUUUUGAACUUGUGGAUUGUGCGUAGCAUAAGGAACAAGUUAUUGUGGGCACUGCAAUAUGCAAAUGUAUCACUCAGAUGUAGACACAGGGUUUGCACAAUCUUGAAAAGUCCUUGAAUUUUAGGGGAAGUCCUUGAAAAGUCCUUGAAUUCCAUGUUUCCUUGAAAAGUCCUUAAAUUUCUGUGCAAGUCCUUGAAAAGUCGUUGAAUUUUCUUCAACUCUGAAUGAAGUGGCCUGAAAAGAAUGUUUUGAUGCUUUUUGGUAGUCCAAGAGAGAAUAUAAAUCAUAGCUCAGAGAAUUUAAAGGUUAUUUACAUAAAGUAGUCCAUGUUUUAUGCAAUAAUUAACUAUCAGUGUAAGACAAGUGGACUGAAAAAUGUAGAGAAGUUGGCAAAGCAAACAGUUCAAGCCUUUAAGUCUUAUUAGAACAGACUGGGAAUGUGCAUUUUUGUGCAGUCUAUGGAUUUAUAUUCCUGGUAGGUGGUCCUUGAAAAUCUAAUGUGGUCCUUGAAAAAUGGUUGCAGUUUUUUGUAUGAACCAUGGUAGACACCUGUCGUAAAUGAGUUGGCUCUGCAUGAAAGCACCCGAUAUCAAAACAACAACUGCCAUAGAUCGUUCCCAUUCCGUGAUGUGCUGAUUUUGUGCAUUUCACAGGAGUCACAUGUGUGUCUUCAUGUGGACUGUGAAAGUUUUACGUUAGCAUUAUGGCCAACUUUGAGAAAAAAGUUUAUGAACUUUUGAAGUGUUUUGACUUGUCCAGGUGAUAAACAUGACAAAAAGAUUAGCAAUUGCUCUUCAACUCCCAAGCUGGUCCAAGCUCACGAUUCUGCAGUGAGUCUCAUGAUUUUUUAACUUCUCUCACGACAAGACUCCCAAUCUCAUGGUUUUUAGUGAAAUAUCAUUCUGAAGUUAAAUGUUUCUUUGUUCAAUAAAAAUGGAAAUGUUUUUUGUUGUUGAUAUAAUUGAUUCUCCUCAUGGAAACGCUGAGAAUUAUUAGCAAGCUGCAAGAGACUUUGUGACGGUUUUGUGAGAUACUUGUCGGCCAUAUCUUCUUCAAAUGCGAUGAAAUGAGUUAAAGUACAGCUUUUACUGUCAAAACCAUGCUUGUUUUCCUCAAAUAUAUAUCUUUCAAUUCUUGAUAAAUAAAGCUCUACUGGCUUCAAACAACAUUGACCAGCAGAAUUUCAAGGGCAAAAGUGUUAAAGAUGAUUAAUUUAAUAGAAGUCUUCAAUAUUAGUUGUCGUGGCGCAAUAGAUAACGCAUCCAUGUGGAAGGUCUAAGGUUCGACUCUGGUCAUUUGAAAUUUUUUUCUUUUUUUUUCGUCCUUUAGUUGUUUUUGUAAAACAUAUUUUCACUUUUUGACAGACUUACAAUGUGACGACCUCAACCGGGGCCACCUAAGAACUUUCAGCCAAUCGGAGAACACUCCUUUAACAAAGAAUUGGGCGUGCAGACCUCACCGAGAACUGUCCUAUUAUUCAAUUGGUUAGUUUCGAUAUUUUUCGCUGUUUAGAAUGGCUUACUUAUACUGUGAGCCAAUCAGAUACCAAAGAAUCUUGUUUUCUCUUUUCUCAUGAUCAAAUUUAAAUUUUUACUCGUAAACGCGGGUUGCCUUUUUGAAAGUGAAAGAUGAAAUCAUUGCUGAGAAUUGCGGUCUUAACGAUAACGGUAGAAAUUUGGCACACUUUGUCCACGAAAGGGUGCUAGCUCCAUAAUAGGGAACUCAAGAACCACGACGACAACUUUGUCGACGACGACCGGAAGUGAGAUACCGUGCACUGCACAAGCGCGGUUAACAAAUUUCGUCGUCGUGGUGUCGUCGACGACGCCAAACACAGUAGAGUCACGUCGUCCUGCAGUCCACAAGCUUCGACAGGUAUAACUCCCUGUUCAAGGGCUUUGUAUUUUUUCACCUCGGAAAUCCAGGUAUCCUUUCUUUUUUCUGCUAACAAGCGAUGUUGAUUGAAAAUUUGACUGAUGAAUUGUGUUUACUUCGAAGACAACACUGAGCUGUGCAGGCCAAGCGAGCGUACUCGUAAGUGACAAAUUUAUUUGUACGUAUUUAGGUCAGGCAAAUCAUAUAUCUUUAAUAUAGAGGAAAUGAACUUUAUAUGGAAAACAGCUAUCGCAUCGGGAUGUCUCUUUUUCCAAAUCUAAACUCUGACAGACAAUCGGACUCGGUCAUGUCAUUCAGGUUGAAAGUUGAAUAACCUUCGUACGGAAAGCAGAGAUUUUUCCAUUCGAAAAGGUCAGACAACACUAGAAAUUCUUCACCGUCAAUGAAAGUAGACGUACGGCUUAUAAAAUAAGAUCUUGCAUCGUCUUAAAAAGACGCCUUUGCGAAAAAACUUUGUUGCGAGCGAACAUCACAGUUGUACUACUUCUACAUGUUUGUUUACAUUCGGUGUCGUCGUCGUCGACCUACUGAUCGACUGCAUCUUAAGUUUCCUUUUUCCCGCCGAAACUGACAUUCUCGUUCCAGUUCUUUCCCAGUCAACAGACGUCGUCGUCGUGAACUUCGUCGUGGUUCUUAAGUUCCCUAAUAUUGGGCAAUCCGCAACAGGCAAUUGUUCAAGAACUUGGAACCGAAGGAAAGUUAAAGAAAUACAGAGAGCAAAUGAAAUGUCAUGCAACACGGCCCUCAGCAUGCUUUCCCAUCCCGCGAUCAAGCAGCUUGCUCAUUUUUUGUUUCUCCUUUUUUUAAAAGAUUUCUUCGGGAAUGCAAGAAAAAACGCUUUUUGUAGCUAGCGAGAAGUUUAGGAAUAAUUAUAAGAGCUAUGUUUUAAUUAUGUGAUUGGUUUAGAAGGUUUGAAUUCCCGUUUGGCUGAAGAGGGAAACUGGGAUUACUCCAUGUCUUCUUUAUAAAAACAGCACCCAGCCGUACCCUGCACGAAUGUUGAUAUUUUUUCUCGUUGAACGCAAGUGUUUCUGUUUCCUUUUUUUACAAAUGAAUUUUCUGGACCCAGAUCUAGAAUGAUGACUUCUAGUUGUAGGAAUAAGAAAAUACCAUUCUGCUUUAAAGAAAACAGUGUGAUAUUUUCAAACAACGUUAACCAGACUGCUUUUUUCCCCAUAGAGACAAUGCACUUUUUUACCCCUUACCAAGCAAUGGGUGAUUCCAGAAAAUAUCCAUACCCUACCACAGGUGGCAUGAGUAUUUUAACCCCCCCUUGCCCUCGGAAAUUCCAAAAUGCUUAUCCCCCCCUUGCCCUCCGAAUUCCAAAAUCGCUAACCCUCCCUCUCCUCCGGAAUUUUCCACUUUUGUUUCAGACCCUUUGGAAUUCCUGUUCGUCUGCCUAAAUCUUCAAACGAACGAGAAACUUGCACUUUUUCCCUCUGCAAAAGAAUUCUGUUCACAAUUUUUAGUCGGACGAUCAAUCAGGACCGAACUGCAUUUUUCCCCUAAAUACUGGUUUUAGUUUUGAUCAGCAAAUGUUUUUAGGUUUAUGCAAAUAUUUUUGUCACGCUACACAUAACAUGCAUGUACAAAUAAUUUAAUCAUGUAAAAUGUAUGAUGGAAAUAAAAAAAAAAGAAUGAAAAGUAACUAUUAUAAUUUUUUGAGGUAAACCUCUCCCCGACUCUUCCAGUUCUAUUGGCAAAUAUACGUCCGUUUAAGGAUAUCAGCUCCUGGAAUAAAUAGUUAUUUCGAGGAAAAAUAACUAUUUAGAACUGAAUGAUCAAAACACUUGCGCAUAAACAGUUUUGAAUUAAACAGCGCGUCAAAAGGCAUGCUGUCGGAUUUUACUACCUACAUGUUGGUGUGAAAAUCGGCGUGAAAUACAAAAUCUGUCAGGCGUUCUAUUUGGAAACGAGAGACUGGUGCGAGUUUUCAGCACGCAACAACACAUCGUCGAUCGACAAUCGGCGAGAAACACCGACUUGGUUAUAUUUUUAUUAAUCAGUUGACUAAUUCAUCAACUUUAAGGCCUCUUCGAUGUGGAGCUUGCUGCACAACCCAUCUUCUUACCCAUCUGCAUGAACGCAUACUUCUUCCGUGGUCGGUUCGUGCUUCAUUUACAAACUGGGAAUGUUAACAGGUCAGCGAUUUCAAGCGGAGCUUUCGCCGUCUUUCCUCUGGAAAUUCACUGAAUUCAGAGCUGAAACACCCCUCCAUGCCUUUGGAAUUCCAAACUGCGUUACCCCCCCACGUCUUCGGAAUUCCAGUCGAAGAAACCCCCCCUCUCCCUCGGAAUUCCAAGAUGCCGCCCGUGGCGUGGUAUGGAUAUUUUCUGGAAUCACCCAAUACAUAUAGCCAGCCCUUCAAUAUAUAAGCAGCUUGUAUAUUUUAGAAAAAUCAGCCACACAACCAAGAUGGGCAAGUGAAUGCGACACACCUUUCUAAAUAGCGAAAUCAUUAUGGAUCAAAACUAACCAAUCGAAAAGUAAGAUAGUUUCUGUUGAGGUCUGCACGCCCAAUUCUUUGUUAAAGGAGUGGUUUCUGAUUGGCUGAAAGUCCUUAGGUAGCCGCGGUUGAAGUUGUCACACUUUAAUUAAAUAUACCGGUAGAUUAAUUGGAUGUUCGUUAUCAGCUUUGAUUUCUAAAAUAGAGUAGUUAGCCUUAGGCGCCCUUUGAUUAUGUUUUUGCCUUCAAGCAAUUUGCCUUUUAGCAUGAUGACCUUUUUGCAUUAAGCCUUUUUACAUCAUGUGUUAUUGCAUAAUGCCUAUAUUUUAGAUUUGACUUAUCCCUUUUCACUUUUAGGUUAUUGAAUUUUGUUAUAGAUAUACCUUCAUACAUGGGUCACAUUCUAUUGAUCAUGUCUGACUAUCAUUUAAGAUGCAAGCUGGCAUGUUUCAUUUUGUGAUUUGUCUUUUCUCAACUUGGCAAGAUCAACUUCUUAUACUUCUGAAACCCACCCUAUAUCUAGCCCUUGAAAAUAGCUCUUUUAUCUGCUUCUUUAUCCCCUAACUGAAAGAAAAUUUGUGUAGUGUGCAAAGAACUGGAAAAGGUGAAGUUAAUAUACAUUCAUGUCAAGAAGAAAGUUUGUAAACAACUUAGAUUUUUUGCUUAAUUUUAGAUAUUAACAGUUCUGAGGGUGAGAGUUCAAGUGAAGGUGAUGAAAUGCCAUGGCAACAGAUAUGGCUGUCAUCUGAUAGUGAUAUUGAUUAUGAUGCACUAAGGAGGGAAAAUAACUGGUGAGUAUUUUUUUGUAGUGGAUUCAGCAAGGUGGGCCCUUCAUGUAUUGAUCAAAAUUAAUAAAUUACAUUAAUUAGGAAAUUUAAUAUUUGUAUUAAAUUCUCACAUAUUCUAUGUAACAUGUUUGUCCUAAUUGUGCACAAAGGACUUUGCUGUUUGGUUAUAUGUCAGUUAAAAUGAUAAAUAUAUGAAAAUCAUACAUGUAUGUAGGAACUGAGGGGUGAAGAAUUAAAUGAAAGAAAACCAUAGCAGUGAAUAGAUGUAACUUUUGUAGUUCAAAAGUAAAGCCUUUGUACGGGAUUUGAACCCUUGACCUCUGUGAUACUGGUGCAGUGCUCUACCAACUGAGCUAACAAUCCGACAGGAUGUAGGUCUGAGUUGGUUUGUUAUACAUGUAAGCCCUUGGAUGGAUGACAAUGAAAUAAUGAAAACAUAAAAAUUAUAUUUAUUAUACGUAAACAACAAUGAAAUACCAGGUGAGCUUAUUGUGUGAAAACAUGAUACCUUCACACAUGGAAAUAACUUGUUAUCUUCACAUGCGGAAAGAUCAUCAUUGCUAUGGCUACAUGAUCAAUAAUUUUGUGCCUUUCACAGCAAAAAAUAUUAAAGUGAAAUGGUUUGGUAUUUAAUUGGCAUUUAUUACAUAAAAUUAAUAGAACAAUACAUUACAUGGCUGCUUGGAGAGACAAAAUUUUUCUUCUCGUGUUUCAACGCUUGAAGAGAAACUUUGUCUGCACAGCCAUGUAAUAUCCUCUAAAAAUUAUUAGCAUGUCAGUUAUUAGCAAAAUUUGUAGAUGACAUAUCAAUGUUGAAAAAUCUUUAAAAUCUUGCUAAUUUAUUUCAGUCUUGAGGUUGAUAUCAGAACUGCUAAGAUUUCCAGACUAAGCACACAGUUACGGCGGCAGCUUCACCAGCUCAGGAGAACACUACGGACACAUCAUUAUCAUCACAAGGAUCUUGUGGCAUCUGGAAGUGUUCUAGUUAAGGCUGUUUCCCGUAAUAGCUCAGCAUGUGUGGAUUCCUUAUUUGAGAAUAGCAAAAAAUCCAGGAAAACUAGGUGAGACUUGUCUUGCCAUCCGGCGAUUUAUUAUUAAUAAUAAUAAUAAUAAUAAUAAUAAUAAUAAUAUAAUUCAUUUAUAUAGCGCUAUUAAUACUAGUUAUUAAUAGCACUUUACAAUUUUAAACCUUAUACUAACUAUAAAAUAGUUUUUACAAUUUCAUCCUAUUAUACUAAAUUCUACAAUUAUAUAUAAUUAAAAAAUAAUUACUGAUUACAUCUUACACACUACAAAAAAAUAGGAAACAAAAGAAAAUACAUAAUAGUAUGCAAAAUAAUAAAGCAAAUGCCCAUCUAAAGAUAGACCAUUUUAAAAAGCAUUGUGUUCAGUCUUUAUUUAAAUGAUUUCUUUUUGUGGACAGAAAGGCUGUGCUUUAGCAGUAGCUGGUGUCCCCUGGGACCUAACUGUUGCCCCUGGGCUACUAGAAAAUCUUAGUUUUCAUAGAACUCAUACUCUGGGCUCUGUGGAUUUCACAGGUUCAGAGCACUGGAUCCAUUCAACUUUUCAUAGAGUACAGCCUUGACGGUGCUUGUAUAACGGAAAUUUGUCUUUAUCCCUUUCACACCUAUUUGUAGCAAAAGUCUCUUCCAAAUUUCAUUUUGUAAAAUGCUUAAAAGCAAACAGCAGGAAGUAAAGACUCUGCUGCCAAAGAUAUUUCAUUUGGAUGGUCAUAUCAUAGGAUUCAUCCACUGAUUCAAAUGGUAGAACCACAAUACAAAAUUCCAUCAUUCAUAACUAAGCGAUGUGUCAUGCUAAUUGGUUAAGAGCGGAAAGUGAUGUGGUGGUGGCACAAAUGUUUUCUUCUUUCUUGCGCAUGUAAGAAGCUUCAAUGGAAGUGGGCAUUAAGAACAAACAGUAAGCUCACCUGCCCAUGUCAUUUUGUGGCAACAAAACUCUGAUAUAUUUUUUUCCUUUUUUGUCCACAGACCCAGACCAACAAGAUGCUUGUCAAAAAGUUGUGCCUUUUCACAAGAUGAUGUCCAGUGCAAUAACAAAGCUUUUCCAUAUACCAAGUUCUGCAAGGAUCGUAUCUUUUUAUGAAAAUUAACAGUCAGAGUCAAAGAGUACUCUACUAUACUUUGUUGCAUCUCUGUUUGGAUUGUUGUGGAGGUUAGUUUCCAUUACUAGUCAUCAGACUGUAUGUAUGCAAAUUGUUAACUACUGUCUGGUGAAAAAAACUUUUUGAGGAGGCCAAAUGGUGCUUUCUCUUUUCCUUUUUGAACAAGGAACAAAAUACUUCUGAUCUUGGCCCUUGUGAUUCUAAGUAUGACUUCCUCUCAUUCAAGUGGCUAAAAUGUUCUUCAGUCCAUACUACCGUAAGAGUCCAUUUCAUUGUUAGCAUUAGGUGUAAAGCCUAGAGGUGGCAGGGGGUUGGGUAGUUUUGGUAGGGUUGUGCUACCAAGUCCCAUAACCCCUUACUUUUUAAGAUAAAAUCUGUUUGUUUUGCAUCCCUUUUUAAAACAAGCUAGACCUUUUUUGUGACCCUGAUUCAUUUCAUUUCAUUUACAGAAUCAGGAACCCAUUUCCUGAUGGAAAAAAGUAUUUUUUUAUCAGAGAAAGAUUUUUUAAAAAACUGUUGGUAGAACACAUUUAAACCAUGCACUGCUGGGAUUCAUAUCCUGUCCAAGGCUUCCACAAGAGCCCAAAAACUAUGCUUUGUCAGGCAGCCCAUACCUGUUUAGGCCAAAUAAGGAAGUGCUUAAUAAGGUCUACAGUCAACUCCCUGUAAGGUAGACACCAUUGAGUCUGACUCCAGCAUGGGACAAAAAAAUGGAUUUGCACAAAUCUGCUCCUUGCAAAUAUGACGCAAAUAUAUGAAUACUGAGGAGUAAAUUUAUGGCAAACAUGGUAAAUACGGUAAUCACAUUUGCCAUGUCAUUUUUAACCCCCUGUUUUGUGGUACACAAAUGUGGCAUGUACCAUCUUUACCAUAUAUUUACUCCUCAGUAUUUACAUAUUUGCAAGGAACAAAUUUUUGCAAAUCCAUUUUUUCAUCCAGUGAUAGAUGUCUGACUUAAGGUGAUUUCCAUUUGUCAGAACUGGCUGGCCGGACCAUUGCUGGACCAGUCAUUUAGCAAGUGAAAUAUGCCUUUUCCAAAGGGUUUUUGGUAAAACACGAUCACCUUCUUGAGUGCUAUUUAGGAUUUGACUGAUCUGGCUGAAUAGUUUUGAUUAAAAGUGAAAUUCUCAUUAUGACUGGAAAGGUCUGGCCAGUCAAUUCUGACAAGUGGAAAGCACCCGUAGAGAGGUGUCUGUCUUAAAGAGAGUCAAAGAAAAGAAUUACAGUGGAAGUAUAUGUAGCUCCAGGUGUCCAUUUCAGCGAGGCAGGAGUGUCCGUUAUGAUGUUAUGCCGAUUAUCAAUCAUAAUCAAUCAUUGACCAAAAUCUUUAAGUGGUGCUAUAAUUGAUUGUGGGAAAAUGUUAAGUGGAUUAUUGCAGGAUCAGAAAUUUUUUUUGGCUAAUAUGCAAAAAAUGAAGAAAAAAGAGAAUUUGAUCACCUGAAAGCACAGAAAUUCUGAGCUGAGUGGUGCACAGUAAAAAGACUUAAAAUGUUUGUAUAACAUGUACUCAGACUUGCACAAAGGUGAAAAAUAAAUGGAAUUCUUAUAAAGAGAUUUAUCUAUGACGAUCCAUCAGGUUGGUCUCUCCGGUUAUAUCUGAUGCUUGAUUAUAAAAUCUCAACUGAUUUCCAGUAUGAGGUCGACAGUAGAUACAUGUACAUUGUAUGAAAAUCUUAGUAGUAAUGGAUGACUCUCACUCUUUGUGUGGUCUUGUAUAUUUACUUAUACCACUAUUUGCUUGUAUUUCCUAAUGUUAAGGUAGAAUAUGAGUUGUAUGUUAACUUAAUGAAAAUAAACAGACAUAAUGAAUGAUGCGAAGCAAGUCUUGUAUGCCCAGUGCACUGCAAAGUGGCCUGGUGGACUCCAGUGCUCAGUACCUGUGUUUGAUGUCAUCCAUGAACGACCUCUCUGUGAUGAACAUGCAAGGAAAAAGGUGCAGUGCAUAAUAUCAAAUACAGAUUUCUUUUCAUGCAUCCUCGUUCUGUGAGGGGAAUUUUGUUACACUACUUGUGGGCACAAAUUGCUGCGGUUUACAAUCGAUAAGAGAACAAGUCAUAUAUGAAGAUGACCCCUGCUUGCCACUGAGCAAGGCCAAACCAUAGAUUGUUUUGUGUGUGUGUUUUGUUAACAUGCCUUAAGGUAAGAAAGGUUAAAACGUUGCCAGAAACGAGUGUUUUAAGAAAGUGAUGUCUGAUAACUAGUGGAUUUUGCUUUCAGGCUAGUGAAUUCUGCCUGAUAGCCUGCGUGGCAGGAGUUUGAAAGGGAAGGGAUUUGGGGUGCGUGAGAAUUGCGUCCCAAGAGUCUCCCUUGUGCAUGGACUCGCACCAAAAUACCUUCCCCUUCCCUUUUGAACACCUGCCACGUAUGCUACUUGCCUGGUAAGCAAGUGACCUUUUUUGGGGAAUUCUAGCCAACUCAUAUCUAACAUGCAUUCGUGGAAUAAUUGUUAAAUACACCUUGUUUGCCCUCUGAAAUGUUUCAUAACCUUUGUUUUUAAUUUCUCCUUGGUAUUACAGUUGUCCAGAGAGGAAUUGAAAGCAAUGCUUGUGCAAAAUUUGGGGGGGCAAACAAGGUGAACUAUGUCCAAAUGAGAAAUGUAAUAGAAUUUGUAUUUAUUAUUAUUUUUAUGUAAACAUUUUAAUACUUUACAGGCCAAAUUUCAAGAGGCACAAGAACAAGCACAGGCAGCUGCUGCAGCCGCAAAAUCAUCUCCAGGGGUCAUAAAACCACCCCCUAAGAAACCUCGCCGUAAACCCCAGCCAAAGGCCCCAUUACUUCAAAAGGUGGCAAAACAAGCUAAAAGGGUAGCCAGCAGAAAAGCUGCAGCACCGAGGACAAACAAGGCUCAAGUAGCAAAGGCUCAGCCGAACAAUUCUCAAAGACCUGUUGGUUUAGACAGUACAUUUAGUCCGGACAAUUCAUCUGAUAUCUUAUCUCCAGAUGUUAGUCUUUCAUUAUCAUCGGACUAUUCACAGGGCAGUGCCUCGUCGCCCUUGUCCCCGGUACUUGAAGACUAUCAGCAGUAUGGCUCUUCAGUGUUUGGGACACAGCAGAGGGACAAUAUGCUACUUGGGGAUCUUGACAAUGUGGAGAGUCUGGACAGGGACUUCCCUGUUGUUUCUAAUGGCAGUUCUUUGAAGGGGCUUUAUUCUCCAAAAAACAAAGGUAGCAUUGGGCAUUCUAUUCCUGCCUCUGUGAUAACCCACACUCCAGGCCUUGUAAACAGCAGUUUAAUACUCGGUGAUCAGAAUGACACUAGGACAAAAUCUUCACCGCUUAAUAGCAAGAGCAAAAACCCUAAACCCAGGGAAACUAAGAAGCUGCAGAAUAUUGGUGGUACGUCGUUGCACUCUGUGACAGGAGUUCUGUCACCUCAUAUUCACCACAAUAAUAUCAAGGAAGAGAACAAGAAAAUUAAACAACUUGCUCUUAACAAAGAUCCCAUGUUUUCUCCACCACACGGACUUCUUGGAAGCAACGAGCUGAAGAAACACAGCAAUGGAGUGACCUCUGGUCAUCUUCACUCUCCGCCGAUGACAAUGGAUGCCAUGUUAUCUCCUACACCGAGAACCUGGUCUGCGAUUGUAACAAACACUUCGCCUGCUGCAUCUUCAUUCUCAUCACCCCUAAAUUCAACACAAACUGGAUUAUCAAGAUUAGCAUCACCACCCUUCUCCCCAACUUCAAUAUCCCCUCAUAUCUCACCCCACACGACUCUAGGCAAUGUGUUCACAUUUGACAGAACCUCGCACUUUCAGCAGUCACACAUCACAUCGCCAACACUGAGCCCCGCGAGUCCAUCAUUCCUUCAAGGUCAAAUAAAGCAUCCGGGACCAACGUAUCCGCGUCACAGUGACCUUGACAACUCUGAUGAUCCCUUUCUUUCCCCAUUUGACAGGGAUCAGUCUUUAUUUGGAGGACCUUUCAAUCAAAAUCACGACUCCUCCUUGGGUGACCUUCGUCUAAGAUAAAGAGGGUACAAGGAGACGGUGACCGGUCGUUUCGCCAACGAGAAGAUGUUAUUAUAACACAUUGGCGAGACGACCUAACACGUUAGCGAAACGGUUUAAGACGUUGGCGAACAGGACGUAGGCGCAACGACUCGUUGGCGAAACGACCGUAAACCAAGGAGACAAAGAAGAAGCUAUAUCAAAGUUAGUUUACAGUGCAUUUUACUAAAGAGAGGGAAUAACUACCUUACGGGCAGUGCAGUUUAACCUUGGCCAACAAACGUAUGUGAUGUUUUAUGUAUUUGUUUUCUCCAUGCGGAGGAUAAACCUGGCACUUAUUCCACUCAAUGAUCAAUGAACAGAGUAUUGUCUAUACUAUGUAAAAAAGACACGAUUGUAAAUAUUUCGCUCGUACUUUCCUGAUGAAACUUAUGCAGACAUUUAAAUGGUAAACAAACAUGAUUUUGGGGCCUUUUACUGCGUUAAAGCAACAUUUGCUAUAAACAGGAAUAUUUUGAAACUAGUUUUGAGCUGUGUAGCUGCAAGUCAUGGGAAUCAUUCAACUGUGGUAAGAUGUUAACAUUCACUCUGUGCUACAACUUCCAUUUGCUAGAAUUUAGUAUAAUUAGAAAUCGCACACUACUGAACUGUAUCUCAGGAUUUUUAUCAUAGUUACAGACGCACGUUUGGUUUCUGUUAAGUGUUGGUUAUACAUACAGCUCUGAAAAGGACAGCAUUUUCCUCUUAAAAUUUCUCUUUUCUCUAAUGCUCAAAUGCUCGUUAUACAAUUAUGAAAUAAGUGUUUAGAAAGAACUGGAAAGCUUGUGUGAACUCGGGAAAUGUUUUCUAGUCGGACCAUGGAAAAGCGAAACAGAAAUUCUUAGACUGUAGUUGCUUAUGUCAGGGCUGUGUAUUCGAGAUAACUGGUAGCUUAAGUCGGGCUCGAAGGACCAGAUAUCGUGGAAUGUUAGCGACACACUCGAACGCUGGUUCCUUUAAGAGGACCAUUUGUCUGGUUUGCGAACGGUUUUAUCCAAUCUUACUCGUUCGAAGUUAUGUUUCCAUCUACGGUAGGUAUUAACGGUCGAAACUAACGAACAAGGAACAGAAAGCAAUUUAUAACAACUAUCCAAUACAAUACUUGCGAAUAAAAUUGGGAGUAGUUGUUGGUACUGACAGUAAAAGGGACUUUACGAAACUACGACGGCAACGGGAACGCCAAAAAAAGUAAUGGGUCUAAUGCGCAAAACAAUAACUCUGCACGUGCAUCACGCGUUUUUUGUGCAUUUCUUUGACGUCCUCGCACAAAUCGACUCUAAAUGACCAAAUUUUAAGUUUACUUGAGGACGGGAACGGCCAGGCGAUAAAUUUUACCAUCUCUGUCUGAACUGUGGUGCGGUAGAUUCCCUUCUUUUAACUAACAGGACGACUUGGGAUAAUCGCGAAAUAGUCUGAAAGGAUAUAAAGUCUAUUUUCAUGGACGUCGCUGUUUUCGAAUCGUAAGGUCCUUAAAGACAACGUGGUUACGAGCUUGUUUUAGUCCAUUUUAAGGCUUUUGUACCAGAUUACAACCAGUUGUAGUGCCUUUUGGCAGUGGGGGGUUUGUUAAACUUGAAUAAACUGCACUAGCAUUUCUUCCACUCCUCCCUUGAAAUAACUCUGGUUGACUACUUCGUUUUUGUGACCAGAUACCAUCAUUAUUUUAUCACGAAGUACUCACUGGAGAGAGAAAAAAAAAAUUUAAAUUUUUAUUUUGCUGAAUGUUUGUAAGUUUCCUUGCUAAACAUUUGAUGUUGUUGCUUAGAUCUAUAUAACCAUUG